AAGUUUAUUUUAAGUACCCAAGGGCUCCUGGAUAGACGUGUUUUGUGGUCAUGAACAUGUUUUUUGUAAUUUCCGUUGUGCUAAUUAUAAGUGAUCUCGGCUAUACACAAAAUUGUGAAUUAUCUGCAUUACCUCCAAAAUCAAACAGUGGAUGCUGUGGUCACGCCGUGGGUGGAGACAAGUCAAGUGGUUCCAUUGCUGGCAUCGGGGAAUAUCCGUGGAUGGGUUCCGUGGAAUAUAGAAAAAAAGACGAUACAAUAAAGUUGCUCUGUGGCGCGGUUCUCAUCAGCGGGAAAUACGUUCUGUCUGGUGCUAAUUGCUUCUCCGAAGCGGCUUUCAAGAUCGGCACGCCAGUCCGUAUACGUCUCGGAGACUACGAUGUCAACAACGAUGGGCCAGACUGUGUAGAGACGGCUGGUGGUGGGAAAAAUUGUACUGAUGGAGCCAUCUCCAUACCUAUAGAGAAAUAUACAGUGCAUCCCAACUAUAACAAAAACUCAAAUCGUCAGAAUGACAUAGUCUUAAUAAAGCUUGCGAGAAUGGCUCCCUACACAGAUUUCAUCCGUCCAAUCUGCUUGCCAUCUUUGGACAUCACACAGAAAGCACCAAAGAAGCUGUACAUGACUGUGGCUGGCUGGGGCGCGGUAAACGCGACAGUGUCUAGAAGCAACGUAUUGCGGCGAGUCCAUGUGCCUUAUGUCGAUUUUUAUCUUUGCAGACAUGCGUACAACAAAACGCAAUUCAAUGCGCAGUUAUCAAACGGGCAACUUUGCGCGGGCGGCAAGAAUAGAGACUCCUGUCGAGGCGACUCAGGUGGACCCCUUAUGUUGCUGAAGGGCCAGACUACGGAGCUGGCCGGCAUAGUCAGCUUCGGUCCAACCCCUUGCGGGCGAGAAGAUUUUCCUGGAGUGUACACUAAAGUAUUCGCCUACAAUGAUUGGAUAAAAACUAUAAUUGAAAACGAUGAAAAGGUACCAACGAAGACAGCAGAACCAUCAGUAACUACAAAAACGUCAACAGAACCACCAGUAACUACAAAAACGUCAACAGAAAAAGUAUUUGUCUCUGAUUUGAUUGUCUUCAGAGAGUAGGUAAAUAAACUUUUACUAGGUUCUUGUAUAGUUUGAGACACAAUAACUUUAUAAAAUCAUGGAAUAUUAGCUAUCACUAUUGUAACUACUGUCUAGCAUAUAGGUUACAAUUAGUGCGUAAGGUCAGUUCAACGAAUACACUAAGGUCCGAUUAUACCAAACGCAACUGGCGGGUUGCCUAACGACAGCAACGCAAUUUAUCAAGAAACAUGUCAGUGAUAUCUCCAGCAUCAGGCUCCUAGUUAAUAAAUUAAAUAAAAUACUGCAGUAGUAAAAUUGCAACGGUAAUGCUGCUGCAGUUAUCAUCCCAGAGAUCAGAAUUUUCUACGCCAUUUCUAAAUGCAAUAAUUCAAAACAUAUCAGAGUUGGACCAAAAAAAGUCUGCAGCGGAUUUGAUAGCCCACGCAGUGCAAGUGUCAUUUAUACGUCAUAAUUUUAUAGAAGUUUGACGAUUAAAAUAACACUUUCACUGCGUGGGCUAUCAAAUCCGCUACACCAAGUAUAGUCUACUUGGUGUGACUCUUACCCGUUCCGUUAGUCAAUGUACCUAUUGCUUUAUUUCACUAAUGUAAAAUCAAAUGAAUUCCGCUCAAUAUUUUCUUUUAUUAUUUUGGUAAUAAAUUAUACUGAAACACGCAGAAAUCCAACGCGUUAUAAUAAUAAAAAAUAAAAAAAUAGCCACAACCGAAUACAGAACCUCCUCCUUCUAUGAAAUGGAAGUCGGUUAAAAAUGAUUUGACUGUUUCUCAAUUUACGUAAUGGACGUUAUACCGGGUGUGGCCUGUAACAUGAGCAAAUAAUUAAAACAUAGAUUGUUCGUUUGUUCUACAACUUUUAAAAAUUAUGAAUUAUUUAGACUCCCUAUUUUUCAUACAAAAUAAAUAUUAUCUUCAAUGGACGCCAUCGCCACGCCAUUAUCAUUGUGAUUGACGUUGCUUGUCACGCCAUAAACAUAACAAAAUUCGCAAUAAAUUGCGUCUUAGAAUAAACUUUAAAGUGUAUUAAAAAUCAAACCACAAGUUAUUUUUAAAUGUCGCUGAACAAAAGUUAGUCAGUAUGAGGAGUACUACCUACAGUUUCAUUUUUUGCUCAUAUUACAGGGCAUACCCGGUAUUAUUUAGCGCAGUAUAUGGCGCAGUGCAAUAAUCAUUCCAUAACUUAUUUAAUAUUAUUGUAAUUAUAGUCAUAUAUACCUAAGACAAAUCUUUUGACCUGAAACCGUUAGGGGUAACAUGGUGAACGGGGAGAGAAGUGUUAACAUUUCAUUAAUGGUCUCAUCGGAAGAUCAGCGCUGGAAGUCGCCAGCAACAUGCUGAGAUGGGGCCAUUUCGUGACGCUUUAUUUUUUACUAUGUUUUUUCCAUGUACGUCUAUUGUCUGUGUGUUUACGAAUAAAAAACUAUUAUAUUCUAUCCUAUUCUAUUUCGGACAAAACGCCAUCUUCUCAAAUUCCUUUGUUUUUCAGAGAUUUUUGAAAUAAUAAUACAUAUUAUUUUUAACCCUUAAAGCGUUUGUGUCACUUUUUUAGUACAGGUACUAAAUGUGGCGCCAAGUUUAAACACUAAGUGCAGGCUAGAAAAGAAAGUACGUUAAAGAAAGUGCGAGAAUUGUACUUUUUUGCCUAGUUUAAGACAAUAUCAGACAAAAUUCGGUUUAUGCGCAGGCGGCAGUUGAAAUUUGAAAUUCGCUGAAUUUGCGACAGAGUAUGUUCCUGAUACCAUAGAAUAUAAAGUAAAUAGCCAAAGUGUUUUCUUUCUGUUGAUAUUAUUACUAGAUGAGUUAGACAUUGUUAUUUUAUAUUAAGCUCAUUAAAUCAUAGAUUAAUUCUAAGUCGCCGUUUCGCUAUCUGAAGGUUGUCUGGAAGAGAUCGCUGUUUAGCGAUAAGUCCGCCUGUUGUUACCUACACCGUUAAACUCCAAUGUUUUUUCUGUAUCUUUUGUUUUGUAGUGUGCAAUAAAGUAUUUUAUUAUUAUUA
Molecule: messenger RNA, 3065 nt
Organism: Cydia fagiglandana
Lineage: Eukaryota; Metazoa; Arthropoda; Insecta; Lepidoptera; Tortricidae
Product: phenoloxidase-activating enzyme-like
Exons: 6
Coding region: 51-1091 (346 amino acids)
Biological process (GO): proteolysis
Molecular function (GO): serine-type endopeptidase activity
Source: RefSeq, a predicted model, not a curated record